Orbicella faveolata is the source of this 1992-nucleotide messenger RNA. RefSeq names its product trace amine-associated receptor 7d-like. Gene Ontology annotation, molecular function: G protein-coupled receptor activity. The record is from RefSeq and is a predicted model, not a curated record. Gene Ontology annotation, biological process: G protein-coupled receptor signaling pathway. NCBI's taxonomy places the organism in Eukaryota, Metazoa, Cnidaria, Anthozoa, Scleractinia, Merulinidae. Gene Ontology annotation, cellular component: plasma membrane.
AUGCAAUAUCAACGCAUUAGAUUACAUNGCAACAUCGUAGUUUUAACCACAAUCUGUAAGGCCAAGGAACUUCGCAUCCCAGCAAACAUUCUCCUUUGUAGCCUGUCCUUAACGGAUCUACUGGUUGGCUUAGUCACUCAACCUCUUUUUGUUGCCUGGCGGGUAUUGCUACAUUACCCAUCUACCAUCUGUCGCUCCGAGCUGUUGCACUCCCUCUACGAAGCAUUCCUUUAUGUGUGCACUGGGGGAUCGUUUCUGUGCCUGGCGUACCUUAGUACCGACCGUUUCAUGGCUGUGUCAAGGCCGUUACAUUACCGUGCUCUUGUGACAACCGGAAAAGCCACUCGUAACAUGGUCAUUGUGUGGAUUGCAUGGAUCGUUUUCAUUGUUCUCCGUUACACGGGUAUCGAUGAAGAAAGUAAUGGGAUUAUCACUUCCAUUGUCGCUGGCAUCUUAGUGAUUUACCUUCUCGCUAUUCAGAUAGCACUGAUGGUCAGCAUUAAGCGAAACAGCAUUCAUUCCUUGCACGCAGAGGGAAGCAGCGCAAUUACCGCUUACAAGAGGGAAAAGCGUUCUGCGGUGACAAUUGUUUACAUCUUUUUAGCGCUGCUAGUUUUCCUUCUUCCUGCGGUUGUUGUACAAAUUGUCUUGGGAUUCACCAGCGCCAAUCAGAGUAAAACCGAGAUGAAUUUUGCCAUAUCAGCAAUUUUGAUAAACUCCUCCGCAAACCCAUUAAUCUACUUUUGGAGAAGCCGAGAAAUGCGCAAAGCAGCAAGAUGCAUUUUCAUGCGGGCCAAACCUGAGAAUGGAUCGGGUAGUGGUAGUGGGUCUUCCGACCGAAACAGUGCCGCUAAUAGUGGAAGGUCACUGGAAGAAACUGUUUAAACAAACUUUAUAACUCAUGAAUGGGUUUAAAAAAUUGAACAAUACACUCUAUACAACUUCUUUGACUUAACCUUGACUUGACGCUAGGCUUUUAACUGUGCCUUAGUAAACUUGAAUUUAAUAUAUUUAAGCAAUAAAGUACUUUUUCCGUGUUUACAUAGCCCCAUCUAGACAAGAGGGUGGCUCGGAGACUUCCAGACAGGUAUAUGCAAACCGAGAAGCAGUGAAGGGUUUGCAUAACUUUCGAAAAUUCUCCCAACCUCCCAAGCGCUUAGAUGAGGCUAUGUAAACACAGAAAAAGUACUCUAUUGCAUUUAUAAAAUAUUUCUCGAUCAAGAAUACGCGCGAAUGCAGCCGUGUUUAAAUACUUUUAUCUAAACACACUUAUCGAGCCGCGCGUAACAUCUUAGUUAUUUUAUAAAAUGAAAUGUAAAGAUGUGAAUGAUAAUCGCAGCUAUGUACACAACCUAGGCAGCUGUGAAAUUAAAGCCUGACCAGGCUUGAAUGGGAUUCGAACCCAUGACCUCUGCAAUACCGGUGCAGCGUUUAACCAACAACUAAACUAUCAAACCAACUGGGAGCUGGUCACACCGCAAGCGGCGAAGAACGGAAGUGACUAUGAAAAAUCAUGAUCAUAUGGUUGAACUGUGGAGAAAGAUGUAACGACAUGAUUGAUCAUCGCAGUUAUAUACAAAACUUAAGCAGCUGUGAAAUUAAAGCCUGAAAAUAAAAUUCAAGUCUGAAUGGUAAAGCACUGCACCGGUGUCGCAAAGGUCAUGGGCCCUAAUCUUCAUAUAUUCACUUGCUUAUAUAAUUAUGUCAUUACACAGUUUUUUUUCUGCCCAUGCGCAGUUGUUAUGUCGGUAAUUUCUGCUCCCUCUUGUUUUUCACAUUAGAACGACAACUCGACAGGUGAAAGCCAUUUGUGACGGUAAUAUCUAUAUAUUGUCUAUAACACGCUGUACUGAAGAAACAAAUAAACGGCGUUAAAGCGCCUACAUAUUGAUUAAAAUCAAAAUCAAAAUCUGACGGAGCAUAUACGUAAGUUGUUUAUAUGUAUAAGACAAGUUACUGUUAACUUAAUUAUGGAGCCUUGAUUUAUGAAUG